AUGCUACUGCCUGGGCGCAAUGGCACCGCGUACUGGGCGCGAUUUGGGCAGCAACAGCUGGCUCCAGGAGGCGCCCUGGGGGGCUCGGAGGGGGCGGCGCCGCUGGGGCCCGCACAGGUGGUCAUCGCCGGCCUCCUGAUCCUGCUCAUUGUCUGGACCCUGCUGGGCAACGUGCUGGUGUGCGCAGCCAUCGUGCGCAGCCGCCACUUGCGCGCCAAGAUGACCAACAUUUUCAUCGUGUCUCUGGCUGUGUCCGAUCUCCUCGUGGCGUUGCUGGUCAUGCCCUGGAAGGCUGUCGCUGAGGUGGCCGGCUACUGGCCCUUUGGGGCCUUCUGCGACGUCUGGGUGGCCUUCGACAUCAUGUGCUCCACAGCCUCCAUCCUGAACCUGUGCGUCAUCAGCGUGGACCGCUACUGGGCCAUCUCUAGGCCCUUCCGUUACCAGCAAACAAUGACCCAGUGCGUUGCCUUGGUCAUGGUCGGCCUGGCCUGGACCCUGUCCGUCCUCAUCUCCUUCAUCCCAGUCCAGCUUCAUUGGCACAGGGACAAGGCAGGCUCCUGGGGCGGGGUGCAUCCACCAUCCAACCUGGCCAACGGGACGCCCUGGGAGGACACAGGGGAGCCAGAGGUGAGGGAGGAGAACUGCGACUCUAGUCUGAACCGAACUUACGCAAUCUCCUCCUCGCUCAUCAGCUUCUACAUCCCCGUGGCCAUCAUGAUCGUGACCUACACGCGCAUCUACCGCAUCGCCCAGGUGCAGAUCCGCAGGAUUUCCUCCCUGGAGCGGGCGGCGCAGCACGCGCAGAGAUGCCGGGGCCGCGCGGCCCGUGCGCCUGACGCCAGCCUGCGGGCCUCUAUCAAGAAGGAGACCAAGGUCCUCAAGACCCUGUCGAUGAUCAUGGGGGUCUUCGUGUGCUGCUGGCUGCCCUUCUUUGUCCUUAACUGCAUGGUCCCCUUCUGCAGCGGACGCUCGGAGGAUCCUCAGGCUGGCUUCUCCUGUGUCAGCGAGACCACCUUCGACGUCUUCGUCUGGUUCGGCUGGGCCAACUCCUCCCUCAACCCCAUCAUCUACGCCUUCAACGCUGACUUCAGGAAGGUGUUUGCCCAGCUCCUGGGGUGCAGCCACCGCUGCCCCCGCACCCAGGUGGAGACGGUGAACAUCAGCAACGAGCUCAUCUCCUACAACCAGGACACUGUCUUCCCCAAGGACAUCGAGGCUGCCUAUAGCCACAUGAUCCCCAACACCCUGACCCCAGGGGACAGGGAGGUGGACAAGGAGGAGGAGGGCCCUUUCGAUCGUAUGUCCCAGCUCUCUCAAGCGUCCCCAGAUGUGGACCCUGCCGCCAACUCUGUCUGGGAGCUGGACUGCGAGGGGGAGAUUUCAUUAAGCAAAAUAACACCUUUCACCCCAAGUGGUUUUCAUUAA
Messenger RNA from Molossus molossus (Pallas's mastiff bat), 1425 nucleotides. RefSeq names its product dopamine receptor D5 (gene DRD5). Gene Ontology annotation, biological process: adenylate cyclase-activating adrenergic receptor signaling pathway. Gene Ontology annotation, cellular component: plasma membrane. Gene Ontology annotation, molecular function: G protein-coupled receptor activity; dopamine neurotransmitter receptor activity. The transcript has a single exon. The coding region runs from base 1 to 1425 and encodes 474 amino acids. The record is from RefSeq and is a predicted model, not a curated record. Lineage: Eukaryota; Metazoa; Chordata; Mammalia; Chiroptera; Molossidae.